CGCGCCCGCCCGGCCGCCGUCUCCGCCCGUCGCUGGCUCCGCGGCCGCCGGCUCCGACGAAGCGGAGGGCGGAGGGGAGGGGCAGGCGGCGCCCAGGAGGGAGGCUCGGGCCGCAGGCCAAGCCGACCGGGGUCACAAUUUGGGUUUGCAGCAAAAAUGCUUUCAGAACAGACUGCAGUCCUGGGGACAGGAUGGGAGUCAAUGAAUGUCCAGCUGGAUGGAGCAGAGCCUCAGGUGGAAAGGGGAAGCCAAGAAGAGGGGCCAUGGAGAACAGCACCAGGGCCACUGGAACACCUAUGCUGUGACCUUGAAGAGGAGCCACAGUCCCUUCAGGAGAAGGCUCAGUCAGCUCCCUGGGUUCCUGCCAUUCCCCAGGAGGGGAGCACCGGAGAUUGGGAGAUGGCAGCUGCACUUCUUGCGGCAGGAUCACAGGGCCUGGUAACCAUCAAGGAUGUGUCGUUGUGCUUCUCUCAGGAGGAGUGGCGGAGCCUGGACCCUUCUCAGACAGACUUUUAUGGAGAAUAUGUCAUGCAGGAAAACUGUGGGAUAGUGGUCUCUCUAAGAUUUCCAAUUCCCAAACUGGACAUGCUUUCUCAACUAGAAGGAGGGGAAGAACAAUGGGUUCCUGACCCUCAGGACUUGGAGGAGAGGGACAUCCUGAGGGUCACAUAUACAGGAGAUGGAAGUGAGCACGAGGGUGAUACCCCUGAACUAGAAGCAGAACCUCCCCGAAUGUUAUCUAGUGUGUCUGAAGAUACUGUUCUCUGGAACCCAGAACAGGAUGAGAGCUGGGAUUCCAUGCCCAGGGGCUCCAGAGGAAUGCUCCUGGGCCCACCUUUUCUUCAGGAAGAUAGCUUCUCAAACCUUCUAUGUAGCACAGAGAUGGAUUCCCUAUUAAGACCACACACAUGCCCCCAAUGUGGGAAACAGUUUGUGUGGGGCUCCCACCUUGCCAGGCACCAGCAAACACACACUGGGGAGCGGCCCUACAGCUGCCUCAAGUGUGAAAAGAGCUUCGGGCGAAGACACCACCUGAUCCGGCACCAGAAAACCCACCUACAUGACAAGCCCAGCAGGUGCUCAGAGUGUGGCAAGAAUUUCCGAUGCAACUCCCAUCUGGCCAGCCACCAGAGAGUGCAUGCGGAAGGCAAAUCCUGCAAGGGCCAAGAGGUUGGAGAGAGCCCAGGGGCUAGGAAACGGCAGCGUGCCCCACCAGUGCCAAAGUGCCAUGUGUGCACUGAGUGUGGGAAGAGUUUUGGUCGACGGCACCACCUGGUGAGACACUGGCUGACCCAUACUGGGGAGAAGCCCUUCCAGUGCCCUCGCUGUGAAAAGAGCUUUGGCCGUAAACAUCACCUGGACAGACACCUGCUGACCCACCAGGGACAAAGUCCCCGGAGCAGCUGGGACAGAGGGACAUCUGUCUUUUGAAAUCUGUUUCUGCUGCAGCUGUGGUCACAUCUAUCAGCAGCUGGUGCUACCAGGAGUCUCUGCCAGAACUGCCCCUCUCCUGCACCCCAGUGGCCAGAAUCAUAAGCCCUGGCUCCAUCCCUCGAAAGAUGAGGUUCUAACACUGGCCAGACAUUUCUCACCAGUUCUGUGAGAUACCACAUAAAAUGGAGUUCUUUGGGCAAAACUUUUAGGAAACAAUGCUUACUGCAUGGGCUGAUAUUCAGCCCUAGCCCAUUCUCAAGGGUACCACUUGAGAAUCAGCAGUUUAUGGCUGAGGUCCAUUCUAAGUGGUUGGAGCCUAUGCCAUACCAGUUAAAUAUUUGAGUAACACCUUUGUAUACUGUAACUAUUAUAUCCUCUCUGUAUAUAGAGAGAAAGACCAUAUUAGCAUGUUGAAGGCUCUGAGAACUUAUUCGUACAGAGAAUUGUUAAGCCUCUUUUAAUGCAGUGUUUCCUAAAUGGAUUUGACCUCUGUCCUUUCUAUUUCACAUCCCACAGAACUGGUGACUUCAUGAAACACACUGGUGAACACUGGGUUAGAGAGUAAUGAAGAAACAGGAAAGAGAUAGUCAUCAGGCACCAGAGUCCCCUUUUUUUAUUCAAAUGAAAGCUGAGGGGCAGACCUCAUUCCUGUGUGGGUCCAUCACCCUUUCCCUGAUCAUCCAAAUAUACAUCCACACUUCUUACCCCCACCUGCUGAAAAAUAGAAACAAGAACAUUUUCACCCUCUUAUUCCAACUCCCUUCAUCCUCCUCAUACACAUAUUCAGAUGAGAGAUCAUGCUACAGUGCUAAGAGAUGGACUUAUACCCCCCCAAGGAACCCAGGCCCACAUAGAAGAAAAAAAUCUUUAUCCCCUUGAACAGACCCCUCUCCUCUUGACUGUGUCUUUUUGUGUCUAUGUGUAUCUGUGUGCAGGGUCUUUGAAGAGAGCAUGCAAAGUGCAAACUGUACAAACUAGAUUUUCUAGGGGCUGUUUUCUGGGGAUGAGGGUAGUAGGGAUUGUAUGGGAUUUUUUGUUUGUUUCAAGAUAGGAAGUAAGCUGAGCGAUUAAGGGAGCCCUCAUGGAAGGGGUUAAGUGAUGGGUUAAGCUGUGAGAGUUGAGGUGUAAAGCCUUCCCUGGUAUUACUGAGAUCAAGACAACUGUGGAUAUAUAUGUCUAUGUCUAAAUCUCUGGGCCACAGUUUCUUUUUGCCUGGGAGAAGAGAGAAAGACACAUCCUCAGUGAGGUGAGCUGUUUCUUGUUGAUUUCAAGUAAGGUGCAUAUAGAAGCUUUAUGCUGAGUGGGUUUCUUUGUCUUGUUUUAGUGCUGGGAAAUUAGGACAGGAAUCACAGUGCUUGCAGGUUAUUGUCAUCUCUCUUAUUUGACCUUGAUUGCCUCAUCAAGGAGACAGUUUUUCUUGAGGAUCUCAUUCUCCCAGAAACAGAACUUUAGGGGAAAUGGCUAUGGUUUAGCUUUUCAGCUGAUGGGGGGCGGGGGGUGUGCAUUGGGUUUACUUCCCAAUUCUGGGAAGGUAGCCACACUUAAGACUCUUAACUCCAGGACUUGCAUAAGUAUUCUAGCAUCUGUUGGUUGAUGAGUUGGUCAUUGUUUUGCUUUAUUGAUAACGUGUUAAUACCAAUCUUAUAAUUUAAAAAUUAUCUUGUAUGUAAGAGCAGUUUGGGGUUAGGAAGAGAGAGGAGCAAAGCAGAUGAAAGUGGAAUAAUUUCUCUUUAAUGCUUAGAUUCUGGUUUUUCCUUAACACACUUAUUUCUCAACCACAAUUGGUGGAAUUAACCAGAGAGGCAAGAGGAAGUAAGCUGCAACAAUCUAGUUUAGUGAUUGUCCCAUUUGCUUAGGAAAAACUGGGUGAAUCACAGCUCCUUAGAAUUCUGGACCCAAAUGGAGCUGAAAAUAGGGUCAUUUUGUUGACUGGGCUUCUUAGAGUGGAUAUGACUUGAGCAACCCAGCCCCCAACUCCGGUCUGCCACUCAGAGCAGCCUUCCUUCUUUGCCUGGAAUGCACUUCUCUUGCUUAUGUUCCUACAAAUAGAGCAAAAUGGCCAGCCCUUUGUAAGGUCCUCAGAGCCAGGAGCAUUUUAAGAUUAGAGAUACCCCAGGGUAUAAGAGAGUAUUGGAUUCCAGUGGUAAAACCGGACUGUGCCAUUUCUUUUACCCUCUCACUAUGCCUCAUUCAUUAAUGCAGAUCAGCUCUAUGUAAGCAAUGAUUCAGAACCUGUUUUAGAUCACAGACCCUUAUGAGACUCUGAUAAAAACCAGAAACACCCUUUUGAGAAAAACAGACAUUAGCAGUUCACUCUGUUUUAUAUACACAUUUAGCAGGUUCAGAGCCCAUCCAUGGAAUAACUAAACUGGGGUCAUUGGGAGUUACCCUGACCCAAUAUGAUCAUUUAUAUAUUUGUGUCAAAAGUUACAAGGCAAGGAUCACUAAAUAUUUUAAGAACUAAGAUACCAGAGGCCGUAGGGUAUAAAGACAGAGUCUAGUCUUUAAUGACUAGAAGAGUAUUGCUGAUAUUCUACUCUGUUUUUUUUUUUUUUUAAAGAUGACAAGCUGACAAAUGGAGCUCCUCACAAACCUUAUUUUAAAGACUUGUGGGAGGUGACUCUCUGUACUAUCAGAUCACACAUCUUAAUAACCAAAUGUUAACCUCCAGCAGUUGAUCUGUUUUAGUAAUUGUAAGGAUAGCAAGUAAAGCCCCCAAAGUGUGGGUGCAGUCGUAGCACCCAAAUGAAAGGCAUGAUGGAGUCUAAGAGCUUUCUGCAGAAAGGACAUCCCUUUAGGUCAUUUCUGGUAUACCACUGUCUUCUCUACCUCGGUCCAAUACCACUUCCCUUGGACGAAAAAAUAAAAUAAGCAGCAGCCAUCAGAUGGGUGAAUAGAUUUGAAUGAUUUUUCCCACAGGGAAUCUCCCAUCUUUCUCCUAACUGGCUUUGCCACAUGUCCACCCUACCCCCUUUAAAUAAAAAAAAAACCUGUCUCUGUGUUCUCUCUGGGCAAAUGUAAAAUGGGGACGUCCAUCUUCAGGAACCUGUCACCUUUUCCUUCUGCGGUGCCUCUACCCUGUUCAGGGCCCAAAUACCUCCCCUUUGUCCCCCCAUCAAAGUAUGAUCUGCAAAGAAUCCCUUCAAAGUGUUAGCUUUUCCCAGAGUUAUUUACAUUUUUUUUUUUUAUUAUGUUAGUCACCAGAGUUAUUUGCAUUUUAAGCCUUAACACUGCUGUCGAAGUGGAAGGCAAAAGUUUUCCCUUGUCAAAGUGAUGUUGUGCCUUCAGGGAGCUAAAGGUGUGAUAAUUUGUGACAAAAUCCUCUCCUUUCCUGCACUCCUGCACUCAAACUACUGUUUCCUUAUUUCCAUCAAGGGCAAGGUGAGUCCUGACUCAGAACCAGAGAUGCCAGGAGACAUGUUCUUUCCAUCUCUGUUCAGAUGAGUGCACUGGACGGGGAUGAGUGGGGCUGGACAGUAACAGAAAGGUGAAGUCUAUUCCCUUAGACCCCUUAGAAAUCCUGAGCUGGCAAAAUUUCCUUCUAUUCCUGGGAGUGCUCUAUUAGGUCUUGGGUCUCAAAAUGUGGUCUCUGAACCAGCAACAUCAACAUCACCUGGAAACUUGUUUUAGGAAUGCAAAUUCUCAGGCUCCACCCCAGACAAACUGAAUCAGAAACUCUGAGAGCGGAGCCCAGCAAUCAGUCUUCACUUGCCUUCCAGAAUAUCUGAUGUAUGCUAAAGUUUGAGAAUUACUGGCCAGGAGAUUCAAAUUCCACUUCAAUCAGUAGUACCUCACCCUCUUCAAACAGGGAGAAAGGGGAAUCUUGUCAAAUUUAUUUUCUGCAACCCCUCAAGGCUAGUUUGUCCUCAGUUCUGGUUUCUUUGAGUCCCCACCCUUAAAUCAGUGACAGGACUGGGUUAGUCAACAAUUUUAGAAACUGUGGUGGGGCCACUACCAAACUGUUGUGACUGAUUGGGGCUAGAGCUUCUACAAUGGACACUGAGAAUUCAUGGGUCCAGAAAUCUGAAAGGACAAAAAGGAGCAGGCACCUCAAAGAAGGGAAAUCCUAUGUAAAACUGAAAAACCAACAUCGAAGGAAAUAGUCUUCCUUUGCUAGUUACCUGGUCCUUCUCCUGGCCUAAUAAGUUGGCCUGGAGGCAUUCAAGGUGAACAUUUAGCUCAGGAUAGAGAGUAAGGCCAGCUCUCACAAACCCUUAAAGAACCAAGUUUUCCAACCUCACAAUUGCAUUGGAGAUCAAUGAGGUACCAUGCAAGGGAUUCCUAACCAUGAUUUGGCCUACCCUAUGGGCAAGGGCAACAGAAGCAUUGGAGAGCCCCCAGGACACAAGAAAGAACCAAGCUCAUUUAGUAAUAUGUGACACAGCGAGAUUUGAACCCAGACUCUGUUUACCAGGUAGAGUUGUAAUCGAUUAAGCCAUGGCACCUAUGUCAAAAAUACAUUUCCUGCUUUGAAGAUUCUGUCCAGUUCAGACUACAGGAAGGGACCUGUCUGGCAGGCCCUGGUCCCAUUACCCCCUCUAGCUCCUCUCCUAACCAAACCCACGAGGACAGACUGAACUGACCGUUGCAAACCCACCACCCCUGUGGGGCUCUCCCAAGAUCAAAAGGCUGGAGUUUGGGGGGAGGUGAUCAGCCCCUCUCCCCAAGAUGGAGAAACUUGGCCAUAGUUUUCUUCAACUCCAGGCCUCAGGGAGGAGUCCCUGCCUCCAUUUUCCCAAUAAAUGGAGCUCCUUGUCCACUUUUCACUCCCACUUCUCUUUUUCUGUUAGUUUGGUUUGGUUUGUUUUUUUGUUUUACCUGGGGAAUGCCUCACCUUCCCAAGGGUAUUUGUUCUUCUACUCCCUAUCCUUCUCUUUCCAUCAUAGUUAAUUCUCUUCAAGCUUCUAGCCAAUUCUGUUCCAUUAAGAGCCCCCUGUCCCUCUGCCUGUUGUCCAGUUUGUCAGCUUUAAGCCUACAAAGCAGGGUCAAUUACUCAUACUUCCCACUUUCUUCCCUCAAAUCCUUGGCUUGGCUCUAGCAACUCAGCUGCUAUCUUACCACUCUGCAUCUCUUCCUGUCUCUCUCAACCUUCCUCACACACCCUAACCUGGCCAACAGGUUGUCUAUACUGCCAAGUCCAGGCCCUGCACUCCAUUCCCUGCAGGCUUUUUCCCUUGAUGUAGCUUCCAAAGUGGAUUUCUACUUUUUGCUACUUUGAUUUGCUUAGUCCCUUCCUGUCUCUUGUGGUUUCUGAGAAUCAGUCUCAAUUCUAAAGCCAUUUUUGGCCAGCUCACUAUGUGCCAGGCACUGGCUGUUCCAGGCCUGGGAGGUCAAGUCUUAACACAGUCCCUGUACUCAGCAUGUUCCUCAGCUGAGCCCUUCCCUGGCACCACUUUCCUGCCAUGCCUCACAAUACUGCCACCACGGCACCCUCAUACAGGAAGCUUUGGAGGUGUAUGCCCACUUGCCAUCCAGCCCAACUGCUCUGUGCCUGCCAGAUUUCUAGCUGUUGUCUGACUUGGUUCCCUCUGAUGGACUGUGAAUUUCCCAUGGGUUACCCACUGGGGAACUUUGUCUGUAUCCUGAGGGUCUCUAAUAUGUUCCUGUGGUCCCUGUCAGUUGAAUAAAGGUCGUAUUGGCUAUAUCACUGAUUUCAUCUCUCAGUCCUCUCCUCUCCUCUUUCCUCCAUUCUCAGCUCUUCUCUGGUGAUCAAAAAGCUGCCACAGAGUGGGGGACACCAGAUAGCUCUGGGGGGAGUUACACAGCCAUGUGUGAGCCCCUUCACUGCCCCUCCCCAAAACAUAAACCUUAAGAUGCCACAAGUUAGGCCUCCCCAUUUCCCUCUUGGUGUCCUGGCUUCCAGAUGUCCCUCCCCAGUUAGCUGGUCUUAACCCAACCUGGAGAUGAGGGAAGCAGAGUACUGAGCAGGACUAGGCCUAGGGUAAGGCAGGUAAGGGCCUAGGGAGCAAAUUUAAGGAGGUCCUCCAUAUUAGGGUCAUUCAAGUGCUGACCCUGCUCUUGGGAGCCCCUUAAAGUGGUAAGCCGAGUCUAGAGACUGAGGUGAUGGUGGUGACUGUGGCUUGACCCCCUAGGCAAAUUUACAAUAAUUGGCGAUGUGAGGGGAGCUAGAGGAGGCAUGCACAGAUGGGGUUAGGCAGGAGCUGGGUCCACCAGACAUACUCACCUUUGUGGGUAAAGAGGAUGGGCAUAUAGCAGAGGGUAUCAAGAGAAUAAGGUAAGAGAAAAAAAACAGUGUGGGAGAAAACAUGGGAAGCUGGCAUGGAAAUUGCCAGCCUCUGACCCACUGACACAGCCUCCCACCUGUGGAGCUUCCUGGAGUGUGGGAAAGAGGGGAAGGAACCCCUCCUCGGGCCUUGAGUGCAGCCCAAAGGCUUUGCUCUUCCUCCAUGGGAGGUGCCUUAAUGGAGCUUCAGGCCUACUGUUUAGGGGAUGAUCCACCUCUACAGCUCCCUGAGCACCAGCCAGGCUGUUCUGACACCUACCUCCAUGCUUCGUAUUUCCCUGUUUUCUUGUGUUCACUCUUACUUCCCCCAGUCACCUGGAGUAAUACUCUUGACAAGUCUGGUCUUUCUCCUAACCAAAAAGGGGGAGGAGUAACACAGCUGUGAUUGUUCACUGAGGCCUCUGUUCUUGCCGUUUAUUUUUAUUUUUUUCUUUAAAUUCAAUUAAUUAACAGCGUAUUAUUAGUUUCAAAGGUAGAGUUCAGUUAUUCAUCAGUUGCAUAUAACACCCAGUGCUCAUUACAUCACGUACCCUCCUUAAUGUCCAUCACCCAGUUACCCCAUCCCCUCACCCCCGUCCCCUCCAGCAACCCUCAGUUUGUUUCCUAUGAUUAAGAGUCUCUUAUGGUUUGUCUCCCUGAUUUCAUCGUUUUAUGUUUUCCUCUCUUCCCCUAUGAUUCUCUGUUUGUUUCUUAAAUUCCACAUAUGAGGGAGAUCAUAGGACAAGUGUCUUUCUCUGACUUAUUUCCCUUCACAUAAUACUCUCUAGUUCAUCCACAUCAUUGCAAAUGGCAAGAUUUCAUUUUUUGAUGGCUGAGUAGUAUUCCAUUGUAUAUAUACCACAUCUUUAUCCAUUCAUCUGUCGAUGGAAAUCUGGGCUCUUUCCAUAGUUUGGCUAUUGUGGACAUUGCUGCUAUAAACAUUGGGGUGCAGGUGCCCCUUCAGAUCACUACAUUUGUAUCUUUGGGGUAAAUACCCAGUAGUGUAAUUGCUGGGUCGUACGGUGGCUCUAUUUUCAACUUCUUGAGGAACCUCCAUACUGUUUUCCAGAGUGGCUGCACCAGCUUGCAUUCCCACCACCCCUGUUCUCUCUGCCAUCUCCAGUGGUGUCUAUUGAAAUCCUGACUUCCUCUCCUUGCUCCCUCCUAUCAGUGCCUUUCUCAGCCCCAUCCAGUGCUUCAUGCUGACACCCCCUCAGUCUUCAGUUCCUCUCUUCUAAAUCCUUUGGCUUUUUCUCUUUUUAAAGUUCCCUUUCUGACAUGGUGCCCCUAUAUUUAUUUCCCAGAAUGUCUUCCUGUCCUUGCUAGGCAUUUAGGUUGUGGCUGGAGUGAUCUCCAGCCCAACCUCAUAGACUUGUCAUCACAGAGCUCCCCAGAGGAGGGGGGACAGCUACUGCUUGGAGACCACUGACAAAUGGAGAUGUUUCCAUGCUCUGAAAAUACACCCCGCAAUGUGUUUGAGAACACCCUCCCCACAAGAAACCUCAAACUUUUAAAACAAUGUAGAAAUGAGUUCUAACUCCUGCCCUUUACCUACAUAGAAAGGAUGUCUCAGAGAGUUACUGAGUGGAUGGUGAGGCCCCCUUUGGCAUGGGUAACUGUAGACAAGAGAGCACUGGAAUCCAUAGUUAAAAGCCAAUUUCUAAAGUGCACAUUUUCCAAACAUUAGCUUUUUCACUUAAGAUCUAAGAGACUGAGGUGAAAAUGAAAUGAAAUAAUGCAUGCAAAAGUACAAACCACCUUAUAAAUGAAAAAGCUGUAACUGACAAUUGUGUGGGAUUUUUUACCUUAUUUUUGAACAAGUUACAAUGUACAUGUUCUGAAAAUACGAAAAAAGAGAGUAAGAGAGUCUCAUUUCUAUGUAUCCUCUACAAUUCCCAUCAUCUUCCCCUCCCAGUAGAGAACCAGUUAGUUUUUUUUGUGUGUAUCUUUCCAGAAUUUUAUACAAAGAGGUAUAUUUUCCUUCAUUUUACACAAAAGGUAGUAUGGUAUGCUUAAUGACCUGAAUUGUUUUUUCACCUACUAUAUCUUUGGGUGCUUGUCAUAAUAAUACAUUGAGAAUCUCCUCCUUUUUUACAGCUGCGUGCAGUUUCACUGUAUGGAAGCUUCAGUUUAAUCAGUCCCCUAGUAACAUUUAGAUUAUUUACUUUUCUGUUUUGUUACUGCAGUGCUGCAGUGAAUACCUUGGACAUAAGUCUUUUCACAAAUGCAUUUACAUCUAAAAGAUAACGUGGUUCUGCUGGAUCAAAGGUCCUUUGCAUUUGUAAUUAUGAAAGACAGAUUCCUUCCAUUUACAUGCUCACUAGCAUUGUGUGUGAGUGCCUGAUCUCCCACAGCCUCACCAAUGGAGUAGGUUCUCAAAACCUUUGAAUUGAUUAAAAAAAUAUUAUCUUAUUGUUUUAAUAUGCAUCUCCCUUGUGAGUAAAACUGUACCUUUUUCUUUCUUUUUUAUUUUUUUAAAGAUUGUAUUUAUUUGACAGAGAGAGACACAGUGAGAGAAGGAACACAAGCAGGGGGAAUGGGAGAGGGAGAAGCAGGCUUCCCGCGGAGCAGAGAGCCCGAUGUGGGGCUCGAUGCUGGGCUCGAUCCCAGGACCCUGGGACCAUGACCUGAGCCGAAGGCAGACGCUUAACGACUGAGCCACCCAGGCGCCCCAAAAUUGUACCUUUUUCUUGUUUUUAAAGGCCAUUUGUAUUUCUGUUAACUGUUUUAUCAACAAUCAUUGAAUAUCUGAUGCCAGAGAGCAUCUAAACUUUGUUACCACUCUAAAGUCCAACAAUUUUCUGAUCAUCAUCACACGAGGCAGUUGAGAUUAAAGGAAAGCAAAGAAUUGAGGUCAGGGAUGUUCCAUUUGCUCUGACUAAAGUUAAAAACCCAAAUAUGCCACUAGAAUGUGAGCAGUGAAAAGUGGGGAUUAUGCUUUAUCCAUCUUCAUUCAGCAAAGUGCCCAGAAUUUUGCAGGCAUUUAGUCAUUAGUGAAUACUUGGGAUGAGAUGAACUAUUCUUGGAAAUUCCUUUCACAGAAGUACCCAGCUAGCAUUAUGACCUAGAUAAUGUGGAUAGCUUGCCAAUGAGUUAAAAUCAUUUCUUGUAUUUCAUUGGAGAAUAGCCAUCCUAAAAUUUACCAAUGAAAAAUAAUCUGAAAUGACCAGUUAGCUAUUAAGUGUCAGGACACUGCCAAAUUUACUGACUGAAUGGUUGGAAGUUUGCUUAAAUGAAGAAAUCAUCACAAUACAUAUAGAACUGUGAUGUUUCUUAGGAAAUCUAGAAAAAUUUUUGCCAGUGUCCUUCCCAUCCCAUCUUAGGAGAAAAGGCUUCUAGUUCUGGGCCAUCUGAUUGUUUAGGUAAAAAGCUCCCAGGACUAUAAAGAGGCAAUACAUCUGGCUAUCAUAAAGACAUCUGAUUAACUUUGUUCUAAGUGUGCUCAAUGGACAGUGUUUCCCACUACCUUUUACCAGAUGGCUCCCUAUUCUCUUAUUCUGUUUGCUUCAUUCUGCUACUCACAGACAAUUCAAGUGCACAGUGAACCUAAUUACAGCAGGGGGGGGGUUCAAAGUUCAGAUCAUCUAUAGAUGAGAUGCACAACAAGCAUUUUGCUAGUAGCUCUGCAUAGGUUUAAAGCAGUGAUUCUCAUUUAAGGGUGUGAGAGGGUGAAUAUUAGUAUCACUUAAGCUUUCUUUCCUACCCCUCCCUCCCUUCCUUUCUGUGUGUGUGUAAAUACACAUACCCUGUUCCCCCUUGUAGAAGAUAUCAGACUCUUGGGAAAAGCUUGGUCGGGUACACUGAAAAAGCUCCCCAGGUUGUUCUAAAUCAUUCUCACCUCCCACCGUUACUCUCACCUCUUUACAAGAAUGAAAAGCACCUUCCCAGUGCUUCCCUUUUCCCUACCCCUUUGGCUUCAGCUGUAAACAGCAAGUCAUUUCCCUGAACUGGCUACUCUGAUGUUUUUACUUCCCUAGGAACCAUUUCUGUGUCCUAUUAUGACCUAUAGCAUGAGAACUACUCCCAUGCUGUUCUUAAUCUCUGCAUUCAGAACUAAAAAAAAAAAAAAAAAAAAAUCAUACAUUUGCUCUAUAUUUGGUAUAUGGUGCUCAAUACAUGUUGUUUUUUAAGAAAAGCAAAAGACCUAGCUAUUCAUUAGUUAGCCUUCCCAUCUCCUUAUAUUUCUGAUAUGUAAUCUAUAAAUCUUAAUAAUUUCCUCUCUAGGAGUUAGUAUUUUCCCAGUUGAAAAUUCCCUCACUGCAUUUUGUCAAACAAAGCCUAAUGUCAUGAUAUUUUAAGUCCUUAUUUUACUAACACUUAAAACCACCUAAAAGAAUCCUAGCCCUAUUCCAACCUUUUUUUUUUACAGAGAAGGAAAACAAGACUAUAAACGGUUAAGUAACAACUCAGCCAAGGUCAGAGUAGCAGAACUUUGACUAGAAUCCUGGUCUCAUUAAGUACUGAUCCGGUAGAGUUUUCUGCUAUAGCACAUUAUCACAUCAUCACAAACUAUUUAUACUCUUAUUUAACUCUUAGUAAUGCGCACCUACCCUGUGCCAAGGCCUGUUCUAGAUGCUUUCACACACUCUCAUUUAACGGAAGACUGACAUAAUAAGAAAGUUUUAUAGUUAAAAUACUAUUAUCAAGUCAGGCAAAAACUAUAGACCCAUUACAAUCAACUUUGGGAGAAGGGCCUUUUUCCUAAAAGGAAUUUCAGUUAAGAAUACUUUGGAUCAGUGGGACCACUCAACUUAAAGUUGUCUACUCUUCUCUUGCCGGGACGAUGCCCCCCACUUCUCUCUUUAUAAGCCCUUCUCCCCAAAACUCAAUAUGGAUUUGAUAGGGUGUCUAACGUUAAUUCAACACUUCUGUCUAAUCCCCCCAAGUUGCUGCUUUUCUUCUACCUGUUUUCUUUUUUCCUUCUGAAAGGCAUUGUCCUGCGGCCUGAAGCAGGAACAGAAUCUCGACAUCUUUUUGUCUCUUCACCCCAUAUGUCCCUGUUGUAUGUCUCCCCUCAACACCCACGCGUACCCAUGUGCGGCAAAGAGGAAACGGACACAAUGUAGUGGAGAGGUCUUGUAUAUAGUUUUGUCCACUUCAGUGUGAGAGCUGCUCUCAUUAGAGCCUAUGGGGAAAGGCAUCUGUGCCUGGAGGAAGGGAAAUUGCUCCCACACUACGAAUACCCGGCUGCAUUGUGAAGACUUUCGGAUUUAGUGGAAGUCUUUGUGCGAGCAGCCCUUAGGUCAUGAGUCUUCCCCUGACUGCUAGAACUUCGGUCAGUUUUAACCAAGGCUGUCUUCUGGAUGGUGCGUUUUACCGACUUCACCGGGUCCUGCUUCUUCUCUUUCCGGGGCUUCGGGCCUGGCCUCUUCUUCUCCUCUCGGGUCCUAGGCCUGAUGUCUUCCUUCAUGGUCCGUCCUCUCCCCUCGUCCAUCCCCUUGGCCCUCACUUCCUCCCUGGCUCUGGAACGCACCGAGUCCUUGGCUCUUGGCCUUAUCUUCCGCCCCCUUGUGUUUACUUUCGUGCUGCGUCUCCAGAGUUCCCUGGCCUUCUUGGCUGCCCCGCGACGCGCGCAGCGCCGCCGCCGUGGGCUCCGCGGCCCGGGAAGGGUCCUCCUCGAAGAGCGCGCGCCCUCCUCCAACCUCAGGCGUCCUGGCCUUCUCUUCGGCUUCGGGAUCUUCCAGACCCUGAAGGAGCCAGAGGCAUCGCUGCCGCUGACCCGGAGAAGCGUGCCCUUAACCUCAGACCAGGGUGCAUCGCCCGAGUGCCGGCAGCACUUACGGCGCACUACGUAGCCAGCAUUUCCAAACUCCUUCUUGAGGGCAGCCAGAGUCAGCCUUUUGUGCGUGGUGAUGGCUCGGAGCAACAGCUGGGACACUUUGAGCACGGAGCGCAGGCCCCGCCUCGGCACGGCCGUGAGGGUUUUCUCCGGGGCCUGCUGGGUUUUAAUUUCAGUGCCUUUGGAUUCACCAGUGGGCCCAGCCACCUCAGCCAUGGCCCCGCUCCCGCCUCUGCGGGGCCACUGCUUUUGGGCCACCCCCACCAAGGCGGGAGCUUAAGCUGAGGCUGGCUGGACCACGUCACAAUGGCACGCCCGGCCUAGACUUUCAGGUCCUAGUUGGCGAGCUGCCAGAUCCCACCCAGGUAGGUGGUCCAAUCAGACUCCACUUCCUUCUAGGUCUAAACCAAUCCAGAUCUUGGCGCCUGUACACUCCUAAGAAUCACCUUUAUAAUCUCCAGGGUUUGUUCCCUGCCCUUUAUAAUGCUGCCACUUCUCAUUGACCUGGAUCUCAACCAAUUUCUGAAGUUCACUAUUUUUCUGUGGUCCUGAACACCCAUCUACUCACAUUUCCCUAAGGUGAAAGAAGCUGCUCCCAACUAUCUAAAACAGGUAAUACAAUGCCUUUAAAAAGUAAAUGUGGUAGUCUAUCAAACAAAACCCGAUCUAGAAACUCCCGCCUUUAGGUCCCACCACCUAGAGAUCGACAGUCAUGUCUCCUUGACUCUCCACAUGGGGGAUUCUGUGCAAGAAUAUGAAGGAAAGAGGGAAUCACUGUGGUCCCUCUACCCUAACCAAUGAUUCUCACACCUGGGUAAUUCUGAUGCCUCAUUCAGUUGGAUCAAAACAAUCCAGUUUCCAAAUAGACCAAGAACUCUGGUCUAAUCAUUAUUCUUUCACCAGACUUUGCUUUUCUAUCUCUUGUCCCUCUUCUUGGAUUGCUCACCCUCUUUCUCUGUCCAGAUAUAUUCUGCUCAUCUUUCAGAAUCCUGCUGAAUCCUUCCCUCACUGAAGCCCCCUCACUCUUUCAAAUGAUUUCUCUCCUCUUAAUUACCACAUUAAACUUUUGCAAUCCUA
Mirounga angustirostris (Northern elephant seal) is the source of this 14513-nucleotide messenger RNA. It is a transcript of the gene ZNF641, whose product is annotated as zinc finger protein 641. The record is from RefSeq and is a predicted model, not a curated record. The coding region runs from base 157 to 1431 and encodes 424 amino acids. The transcript has 6 exons. Gene Ontology annotation, biological process: regulation of DNA-templated transcription. NCBI's taxonomy places the organism in Eukaryota, Metazoa, Chordata, Mammalia, Carnivora, Phocidae.